Messenger RNA from Mangifera indica (mango), 533 nucleotides. Its product is annotated as small nuclear ribonucleoprotein E-like. Gene Ontology annotation, cellular component: precatalytic spliceosome; U5 snRNP; U1 snRNP. The record is from RefSeq and is a predicted model, not a curated record. The coding region runs from base 118 to 384 and encodes 88 amino acids. Lineage: Eukaryota; Viridiplantae; Streptophyta; Magnoliopsida; Sapindales; Anacardiaceae. The transcript has 6 exons. Gene Ontology annotation, biological process: spliceosomal snRNP assembly; mRNA splicing, via spliceosome. Gene Ontology annotation, molecular function: RNA binding.
UCUUAACCUUAAAGGGCAAAAAUCGAUCCUUUUUGGUGUUGCAAUAAAAAAGUUCGACCGUCUCGCUAGGUUCAACUUCAACGUCUCUACACUCUCUUGGAACUCAACACAGCAACAAUGGCGAGCACCAAAGUUCAGAGGAUUAUGACUCAGCCCAUUAACUUGAUUUUCAGGUUUCUUCAAAGCAAAGCUCGGAUUCAAAUUUGGCUUUUUGAGCAGAAGGAUUUGAGGAUUGAAGGUCGAAUCAUUGGUUUUGAUGAGUACAUGAAUUUGGUUCUGGAUGAUGCUGAAGAAGUCCACAUCAAGAAGAAGACCAGAAAGUCAUUAGGAAGGAUUCUUCUCAAAGGAGACAACAUAACUCUGAUGAUGAGCACAGGGAAGUGAAGAUUCAUCCUAGCCGGCCAUUUAUGUUGGUGUUAUGUGGAUUUAGACUAUGCUACUAUCUUUAGAUACAGAAUGGAUUUCAUGUAUGAUGAGAUGCUCUAAUCGAGGUUUUAUGCAGUAGAUAGUCAUUGGUAUUAUUGAUUAUUCCA